Pneumocystis jirovecii RU7 is the source of this 1044-nucleotide messenger RNA. RefSeq lists its product as uncharacterized. The coding region runs from base 1 to 1044 and encodes 347 amino acids. The record is from RefSeq and is a predicted model, not a curated record. Lineage: Eukaryota; Fungi; Ascomycota; Pneumocystomycetes; Pneumocystales; Pneumocystaceae. The transcript has 6 exons. Gene Ontology annotation, molecular function: actin binding.
AUGAGUACAAAAGGCCUAAAACUUGUUCCUCCUCCAUUACCUCCAAACAAAAACACUGAAGCAGUAAGUGGCACACAUGAUAUCAGUGCACUUUUGGUUCAAAUUCAGAAAGGAAAAGCCCUUAAAAAAACAGUAACAAAUGACAGAAGUGCGCCUAUGAUACGAAAAGCAUGUUCUCAUGAAGUAUCAAGUAAAGUUGUAUCAACAGCACUUGGUUUGAAUUCAUCUGCUUCAAAUGAUUCAAAACAGUUAUCUGGUGCACAGAAACUCUCUGGCUUGUUUGCAGAUGGCAUACCAAAAUUAAAACAUCGCGAAGGAGGAAUAGAUACAGGAGCGGUUACAUCUGGAAAUACAGGAAGUUCACAAAAAGCACGUAUUUCUCCUAUGAAGAAGUCAUCUGAUACGCAAAUACCUCAUUUUUCUAAGACUUAUUCAUCUGGAACAUCUAUAUCGAAAAAUAACAUUUCCUUCAGAUCUGUGUCUGAUUUGCCAGAGACUUCAUAUAUGAAGGCAAAUUCAUCAGUUUUUACACAUUCUAAUCAUCUUCCUCCUCCUGUUCCUGGAACUUCGUCUCUACCUGCGAGAAAAAGCAAUACUUCUACGCCAUCUGUACCUCCACCACCGCCGCCGCCAACACGCAAUGUUUCAUUGCCUACAUCUGUAUUAAUGACUGCACAGUUACCACCGCCUCCUCCGCCACCUAUUACGACAAAUAAAUUAAAUUCGAGACCUCCACCGCCACCACCGCCUCCGCCAUCUGCCUCUGUAAAUGUUACUAGAAACCCAAGUUUUCAUUCGACAUUAUCAACAUCUAUUCCUCAAAAACCUGUUUCAAAGCCACAAAGGCCAUAUGUAUUUUCGGAUUCUACACUUUAUACAGGACCUGGUAUUAAACCAAGUAAUGUAAAUAUUUUAAUUGAUGAUUCUCGAUGGAGGUUUAAGAGUGAAGAUGAGUUUCCCAUACCUCGUACAUUUUCAGGUGAACAAAAAAUAUUUAAAAGUGGAAGACAAGGCGGAAGUACUGUGCCUCUUAACCUAGGCUGA